CUUGGAGAAGAAUUAAUCAAAGGGAACAAACUCUUCAUUGUAAUUCAACAGGUGAGAUCUCUGGUCGGUGAUCGAAUGGCUCUACUUAUUCAAGCAGGCUCAUCAGUAGCAGUAUCUUGGACACUGAGCCUUGUCAUUGCAUGGAAGCUUGCAUUGGUGAUGAUGGCAACAAAACCCAUCCUCAUACUGGGAUUCUACUACAAGCGUGUUUUCCUGAAGAACAUGUCCAAGAAAGCCGCAAAAGCACAAGCAGAAAGCAGCAGAGUGGCUGUAGAAGCCAUAGCCAACCUUCGAACUGUGACAACGUUCUCCUCCUGCACCAGAAUCCUCCAAAUGCUCAAGAAAGCACAAGAAGGCGCAGCAAAAGAGAGUGCUAGACAGUCCAGGUUUGCCGGCUUCGUGCUCGCCAUGUCCAGCAGUCUCAUAACAUUCAAUGUGGCUUUGUCUUGGUGGUACGGUGGGAAACUGGUGGACCGUGGGGACAUUGCCGUGAAAUCUCUUUUCCAGACGUUCUUCAUAUUGGUGACCACGAGUCGCGUCAUAGCAGAAGCUGCAACCAUGACAAGUGAUCUAGCCAAGGGGGGAAACGCAGUCGGAUCCAUUUUUGCAGUCUUGGAUCGGGAAACCAUGAUAGAUCCGGAUGACCCGAGUGGCUUCAACCCGAUCGAGAAUUUGGCAGGGAAUGUGGAGAUCCGAGAUGUUCAUUUUGCAUACCCUGGAAGACCUAAUGCCUUCGUCUUCAGAGGCUUCUCCAUAGAGAUCGAAGCCGGAAAAUCAACCGCAUUAGUUGGCCCGAGCGGGUCAGGGAAAUCGACGGUGAUUGCCCUAAUCCAGAGAUUCUACGACCCGAUUAAGGGUUCGGUGAAAAUCGACGGCCGAGAUGUAAAAUCCUACAACCUGCGGUCUCUAAGAAAGCAGAUCGCGCUGGUGAGCCAAGAGCCGACGCUGUUCGCCGGAACAGUGCGGGAGAACAUCAUAUCCGGCGGAGGAGGAGCCGACGUCAGCGAGGCGGAAGUCGUGGAGGCGGCGAAGGCGGCCAACGCUCACGAUUUCAUACAAGCCUUGGAGGACGGGUACGACACGUGGUGCGGGGAGCGGGGAACGCAGCUGUCCGGCGGCCAGAAGCAGCGCGUGGCCAUCGCCAGAGCGGUUCUGAAGAGGCCGUCGGUGCUGCUGUUGGACGAAGCGACGAGCGCUUUGGACAGUGGAUGCGAGAGGGCAGUGCAAGAAGCGGUGGAGAGGAUCAUGGUUGGGCGGACGACGGUGGUUGUGGCCCACAGGUUGAGCACCGUACGGAAUUGUGACGCCAUUGCAGUCCUGGUUAAAGGACGGGUUGUGGAAGAAGGGACCCACUCCUCCUUGAUGGCUAAUUCCUCUGGUGGGAUUUACUAUUCUUUAUUUACUCUUCAAAAUUGCGCCUCUAAAUAAUGACAUAACUAAACUGGUUCAAAAAGAAGAUGUCAAGUUCAUUGAUCAUAUGGUCGAAUUUCAACGGUGACCGUAUAACAGUUCUGUUAAUUGUAAUAGUUCCUUGUGCGCACAAGACACGAAACAAUCUCUCUGAGAAUUAGAUUGAAAUUAUACCAUUUAUCCCGUCACAAUCCUGUCAGGUUAGGGUGUGAGGCACUGGCAUUCCACCCUAAAUAAUGAGAUAACCACAAA
This is a messenger RNA of Cuscuta campestris, 1662 nucleotides long. The record is from the annotation of a GenBank genome assembly. NCBI's taxonomy places the organism in Eukaryota, Viridiplantae, Streptophyta, Magnoliopsida, Solanales, Convolvulaceae.